AAGGCCAAUCUGCUGACAGGUUCGAUCAUAACGCUGACUCCGAAGGCAAGGCAGGAGCUGGAGAAGUGGUGUGUGAACAAGCUAUCGGCCUUCCAGACCGGAAAUGUCGACAUUCCUACUCUCAUAUCUGUACUCUGUGACAUGGAGGAAGAUCAAGAUGUUCUUGAGUGCAUUGAGUCGUCUUUCGGUAAGUCGCAACGCGUGUCGAAUUUCUCCAAAGCUUUCGUCGAGAAGCGUGCCAAUUUGAUGGGCGCGACGGCUUAA
Messenger RNA from Rodentolepis nana, 264 nucleotides. The record is from the annotation of a GenBank genome assembly. NCBI's taxonomy places the organism in Eukaryota, Metazoa, Platyhelminthes, Cestoda, Cyclophyllidea, Hymenolepididae.